Molecule: messenger RNA, 1947 nt
Organism: Talaromyces amestolkiae
Lineage: Eukaryota; Fungi; Ascomycota; Eurotiomycetes; Eurotiales; Trichocomaceae
Exons: 5
Coding region: 1-1947 (648 amino acids)
Biological process (GO): proteasome-mediated ubiquitin-dependent protein catabolic process
Cellular component (GO): Cul4-RING E3 ubiquitin ligase complex
Molecular function (GO): protein binding
Source: RefSeq, a predicted model, not a curated record
AUGGCCGACCAGAGCUCCCCGCCCGGCAAUCAUUCCGGCUCGGAUGACUUAUUAGAGCAAUUUCAUCCAGCUUUCGAAUUCCUCACCAACGCCGACGUAGACGAUGACGAUAUGGAUUUCGAUCCUGAGACGGGUGCAACAAACCCAUUGAUAUAUUUCGACGUUGGUGUAGCCGACGAUGACGACGUCGAUGAUGUUGAUUAUGAAGUUGAAGAGGACGAGGAUGAUGACGAUGAUUAUGAAGACGAGGAUGAGGGGCCAAUUGUUGUUGGACGAGGGAGUGCCGAAGACGAUGAGAGAAUUCUGACGAUGGGUGCUAUGAUUGCCCAACAAACGGCAGACCAGGAGGAGGAUGAGGAGGACCAAGAAGAGGAAGAAGAGGAGGAGGAGGAGGAAGACCCCCGACAAUCAGAAGGAGCGAGAAUGUUACGACUACUCAAUGCCAGAGGUCUUCAAGCACUCCUUCGAUCGCACGGUCUAUUCGCCGGCGGUGCUUAUCUAGUUCGUGGAGGGGGCGACGACGACGGAUCCACUCGAUUCCAACGGCGGCAACGUGCGGCGCGACAUCCUCCUCCAAAGGUGCCCAGUGAGAAUGGAAUAGCAUUGAUGAAUUCUGGCUUCUAUGGCAACAGUCCGAGCUAUGCGGACGAAAGGAGGAGGCGCAAGAAGAAAUUGGCGACGAGGAUUAUGUGGCGUGAACUUGGAAUUGGUGCGCUAGGAGAAAGAAGACGGGAUGCACGAUUGGUAUUUCAGGACUUGAUACCCUCAACCAAGCCAGAAAAAAUCAUACACUUGGACGAACGGUGCUAUUCCGGCCAGUUCUCAGACGACGGCAACUUCUACUUUUGUUGUACUCAGGAUUUCAAAGUGUACAUGUACGAUACGUCCAAUCCGCAUGACUGGGAAUACUACAAGACAGUCCGAUUCAUUGGAGGAAAUUGGACGAUAACAGACGCCUCGCUCAGCCCUGAUAACAAAUGGCUCGCCGUCAGCUCGAUUCAGAGACAAGUGACACUUGCACCCACAGAUCCCAAUGACAAAUCCGAUCCUAUAGUACUUGAUUUUGCACCUCGUCGAAGACAACAUCACAAUCGAUUUGGAAUAUGGUCUCUCCGCUUUUCCGGUGACGGUCGAGAAAUCGUCGCCGGUACAGGCGCUCCCAGCGUCAUUGUGUAUGAUAUCGAAAAGCAAACCCCAGUAUUGGAAUUGGAGAAACACGAAGAUGAUGUCAAUGCAGUAUGUUUUGGCGAUUCUUCAUCGCCGCAUAUCUUAUAUUCUGGUUCGGACGAUACGACAAUCCGAGUGUGGGAUCGACGCUCUAUGAAUGACAGUCGCGAAGCCGGCGCCUUUGUAGGUCACACCGAAGGCUUAACCUACGUCGACAGCAAGGGAGACGGUCGGUACGUUCUCUCAAACGGUAAAGACCAGUCGAUGAAACUAUGGGACCUUCGUAAAAUGGUCACAACCGAAGCAUUUGACAAAAUCAAUCUCAGCAAAUACUCCACUGGUUUCGACUACCGAUACACACCCAUUGGCGGUAUCGACUAUACACCACAUCCGCACGACUGCUCCGUCGUGACCUAUCGCGGUCACAAGGUGCUGAGGACUUUAAUACGAUGUCAUUUUUCGCCGCCAGCUAGCACGAAUUCCCGAUAUGUCUAUAGUGGUAGCUACGACGGCAAAGUUUAUGUAUACAAUAUUGACGCCACGUUAGCUGGUGUCAUAGACGUGGAUGCUGCUGCAAUGGCCGGUAGGGAUCCACGCGAGAGAGACGCAUUUUCGCAGUAUGAUAUGGGCAUGCUCGACGAUGCUUAUGGCACGGUUGUGCGGGAUCAUCGUGCUGGAAUAGCAACGGAGAAUCCGCCGGGUCCUGCUCAAUUCAUUCUUGGAACGAUUCAGCCUCGGAUGACGAAGGAGAGCCAGCCAUGGGCUCGGAGUUUGAUGUAA